AUGAGUGGUAAACCACUGGACAGAGGGAUGAGUUGCGAGGAGGAGAUAGAGGAGCGGUUGCGACGCCUCAAGUCGGACGAGACGAGCGAAGAGCGAUCGGUUCGCUCGCAGAAGGCCAUCGAAGAGCGGUUGGCGCGCCUGAAGGGAAUGGAUCCCAAACACUACUCCAUGCCUCCCAUCACUGUCUUUCAGCCCAUACGCCAUAAGACGGACACACAGAAGGCCGACGACCUGUUGAGUCAGUUCGCCGAAGAGCUCAAGAUUGACGACUCGUAUCGACACCCGUUGCCCAUCGACACGAGACGCCUGUCCACCGAUCAGGACAUUGAGCGCCGUUUGGCGCGUCUUAAGGGCGAUGAGGGCUCCGAUGAGAGACCGAAAGGGACGUCCGUUAUGGACAUCGACACCGAUUUGGACGACGAGGAGAUCGAGAAGCGUCUGUUUGAGCGCUUGUUGGCCGAGAGUAAACUGCCGGCCAUUCCCACCCUCCCGUUGGACCCGCAGGUGCUCGAGGUGUGCGAGGAGUCCGUAGGCAUGGGCUCCGACUGUCUUCCCUGGUGUCAGAUCUGCAACGAAGACGCGGUCAUCAAAUGCAUCGACUGUUGUGGUGAUCUCUACUGCAAGGAAUGCUUUCUUGAUUUUCACGACGACUCCGACCUUAAGAAACACAGAACAGAGCCCUUCAGAGCACCGGUCAGUCAACACAGCUUUUGAGUGGGAUUUGUGUCACUUAUUCUUAACCUCUGUUUUGUAUCAUUAUUUCCAACACUAUUUGAAUGCAAUUUAUCAUAAAUUAUUACAUUUUAUAAAUCAUCGCUUAAUUAAACACAUAUUUUAAUUAUA
Oppiella nova is the source of this 843-nucleotide messenger RNA. The record is from the annotation of a GenBank genome assembly. Lineage: Eukaryota; Metazoa; Arthropoda; Arachnida; Sarcoptiformes; Oppiidae.